Molecule: messenger RNA, 249 nt
Organism: Eruca vesicaria subsp. sativa (arugula)
Lineage: Eukaryota; Viridiplantae; Streptophyta; Magnoliopsida; Brassicales; Brassicaceae
Source: the annotation of a GenBank genome assembly
AUGAAGAUGAAGCCAUUCCUCUGCAUGAUGCUUGUGCUGGAGGAAGGAUACUUAGAGAUAGUCGAGCUUCUAUUUAGCCGAGCUAGUGGUCCUGAAUAUGUGAAGAGAAUGAUUGAAACUAUUGAUGUAGAAGGUGCUUCACCAACAAUCAAAAACUCGUAUGGGAAGACACCAAGUGAACUAGCUGAUGUAAACACUGAUGCUAAGAGGAUCCUCGAAGCUGCCACUGGCGACUCACUUAGCUCCUAA